AUGUCCAAAAUGACAAACGUGAAUUCUAGCUUAGCAUACGAGAUUCUACUUUAUCUGAAUUCCUUCUAUUUGGGAAUGUUUUUCGUAUGUGAAAUCGCUAUGGGAAUAUUAAAAGCGAUAAAUGUAUCAUAUCCAGAAAAUGCCCUAUGGACCGAGGCUGGAAUAUUUUGCGCGCUCUGCUUUGUCGAAGUGAUACGUAUUUUUCUAGGAAGACGCGGGAAUUUAGCCAGUAAAAAAGUUCCUGUGUUUUUCUCAGUACUGUUAACAAUUCCUUGUGCAGUUGGUGUAUGUUAUUUUCUCAUAUACCAAACAUACAUACUGAGACUUGAAUACAUAUGGUGCGCUGUGAUGUUAAUGUUCCACGCAUUGGAACUUACUUUUGCCAUUCUAUUCAUUUUGACAGUGUGUAAAAACCAACAGUAUGAAUAGAACAGGUUUAAAAGUACCUCCUUGCCAAAGAAAUACUAAUUGCCAAAUUGAUUGCCAGAUUGUAAUCAUUUUAUUAACAAUCGAAGAUUUACAUUAAUAUCCUGAGGAGAGUACUUUACAGUAAAGACAAUUAAUUAUCUAUUUUUUUAGAUAGUUGUUUAAAAGUAUUAUAGAAAGCAUAUAUAGUGUGGUUUUUAGGCUAUAAUGUUAUGAUAAACAAAAUAUUUCUAGUUAAACUGUUAAAAUUUUCUUGUUGAUUGAGUUUGUAAUUGAGCCGCUUUUUUAUGUAUAAGCUUUAGUUAUUUAUAUUAGGUAAAUAGCAAUCUACGUACAUGUAACGUCCAAUUAAAAAGAGGUUUAUAUACUCUAUAAACUUAAUUAUAUUGUUCAUAACUAGGGGAAAUAAAACUGUGUUUACUAUU
Molecule: messenger RNA, 851 nt
Organism: Melitaea cinxia (Glanville fritillary)
Lineage: Eukaryota; Metazoa; Arthropoda; Insecta; Lepidoptera; Nymphalidae
Product: transmembrane protein 216-like
Exons: 2
Coding region: 1-429 (142 amino acids)
Biological process (GO): non-motile cilium assembly
Cellular component (GO): ciliary transition zone
Source: RefSeq, a predicted model, not a curated record